This is a messenger RNA of Penicillium samsonianum, 561 nucleotides long. Its product is annotated as zinc finger protein. NCBI's taxonomy places the organism in Eukaryota, Fungi, Ascomycota, Eurotiomycetes, Eurotiales, Aspergillaceae. The record is from RefSeq and is a predicted model, not a curated record. Bases 1 to 561 code for a protein of 186 amino acids. The transcript is spliced from 5 exons.
AUGGUAGCACACUCGACGUAUAACUUAGGAUAUCUAGUGAGAUACACGGCUUCCUUAAUCAUUUCUUCUCUCACCAAUUUCGAUACGGAGGAGGUGAUUUACUUAAUAAGAGUGAGGACUAGAAGCGACAAGUCUAUAAUUUACGCCGGCGUCUAUAAGAUAAACGGCGGAAAGAAACACGCCGCGAUUUUAGUCAGAAAUAGGCGUGGGGCUAUUAGUGAUAAGCCUACGCGCGAGGUAUUACGGAAGGAGUUUGAAAUACUAUCGGAGCAGAUUCUUCUCGAGGGUGGGCCCCUUUGGGGACGACGGAAGCGCUCUAUACCGUCCGAUAAUAACGAUAUAGUUCCCUCUCCGCUAGCUCGAAAGAUAAAACCUGAUACGCCGCCGACUACGUUGUGGGAGAAUAAACGUACCACUAGCCAGGAAUAUAUCCCGAAUAUAGAGCAAACGUUCAUAUACUCCGACUAUAAUGGAGUGAAGAGGCAUUUUAGGACAUCCUAUUUGACGGACCGGAUAUAUAAUUUCUGCGAUUUGUCCGUCCUACACGAGAUGCACUUAUAG